CUCCAUUUUGAACCGAAAGUGAAAGAACCAAUGAAAACAAUCACAGCACUGCACAGCAGAGCAAAUCUGAAUUGAAAUUUUGAGGAACCAACCAACACCACCUCCAAAAAGCAAAAGCCUGUGCAACCCCUUCUUUCUCUUUCGCCUAGGGUUUCUUCUCUUUUCCCUUUUCUGUUUAAUUCAUCUCCAUCACGCUUCACAGUGCCAGAGAUUCCCCUAUCAACUUAAAUUAGUAACCAUAAAUCUUCCUUUCCUAUUUUCCUCUUUUUUUUUUUUUUUGCUCUCUAAAUGGCGUUUUUUUGAUAGUUUGGGAACUAUGGUCCAGAGAUCAGCUUGAAUUCGAUUAGCUGGGCAGAAAGUGUUACCUAAUACCUUCCUGAGGAUGAAGAUCGGUGUCGUUUUGGCUCGGUCUGAGUUAGGCACAGCAUAACAAGGUUGUGGAGGAUGUUCGUGGAAAACAGAUCUUUGGUCUUUUUCGCACGAGGUUACUUUUCAAGGCUCUGAUCUCGAAAGAUUGGGUGUUCUCUCUUGUUUGUGGCUGUCUCUUACUAAGGAAACAAGGGUAGAGUGCGUGCUAUUUGAGUUCGGUCAUUUGGUUCUGCAAAUUCUCACGGUUUUCGUUGCAAAUGCAAAGUUGGUGUUGAAGAGUGGUUGAAAUUGUUGUUGUGAGGUUUGGUGUUAAUUUAGCGAUGGCAAUGUCCUGCAAGGAUGGUAAACAAGGAUUGGACAACGGGAAGUAUGUCCGUUACACACCUGAGCAGGUUGAAGCCCUUGAGAGGCUUUAUCAUGACUGCCCCAAACCCAGUUCCAUUCGCCGCCAGCAGCUCAUUCGUGAGUGCCCUAUUCUCUCUAACAUUGAACCCAAGCAAAUCAAAGUGUGGUUCCAGAACAGAAGGUGUAGGGAGAAGCAGAGAAAAGAGGCUUCGCGGCUGCAAGCUGUAAAUAGGAAGCUGACUGCCAUGAACAAGCUGCUGAUGGAGGAGAAUGAUAGGUUGCAGAAGCAGGUGUCUCAAUUGGUGUAUGAAAAUGGCUAUUUUCGUCAACAUACCCAAAAUACUACGCUUGCGACCAAAGACACCAGCUGCGAGUCAGCUGUGACUAGUGGUCAACGCAGUUUGACAACCCAGCAUCCCCCAAGGGAUGCAAGUCCUGCAGGGCUUAUGUCCAUUGCAGAAGAGACUUUAGCAGAGUUUCUUUCAAAGGCUACUGGGACUGCUGUUGAGUGGGUCCAAAUGCCUGGAAUGAAGCCUGGUCCGGAUUCCAUUGGAAUCGUUGCUAUUUCUCAUGGUUGCACUGGUGUGGCAGCAAGAGCCUGUGGCCUAGUGGGUCUUGAACCCACAAGGGUUGCAGAAAUUCUCAAAGAUCGGCCUUCAUGGUUUCGUGAUUGCCGAGCUGUUGAUGUUCUGAAUGUGCUGCCCACUGCAAAUGGUGGAACCAUAGAGCUGCUUUAUAUGCAGCUAUAUGCACCAACCACAUUGGCACCUGCCCGUGACUUCUGGUUGUUGCGCUACACAUCUGUUUUAGAAGAUGGAAGCCUAGUGAUCUGUGAGAGGUCUCUUAAAAACACUCAAAAUGGUCCAAGCAUGCCUCCUGUGCAGCAUUUUGUUAGAGCAGAGAUGCUUCCUAGUGGGUACCUGAUAAGACCUUGUGAAGGAGGUGGUUCCAUCAUCCAUAUAGUUGAUCAUAUGGAUUUAGAGCCAUGGAGUGUUCCUGAAGUACUGCGCCCCCUGUAUGAAUCAUCAACAGUGCUGGCUCAGAAGACAACAAUGGUGGCCCUACGUCAACUGAGGCAGAUUUCACAUGAAGUUUCUCAGUCUAAUGUCACUGGGUGGGGGAGACGACCGGCAGCCCUUCGAGCACUUUGCCAGAAAUUGAGCCGGUUAAUAUAUUCAACUGGGGCAUUAUUUUUGUUGAAUUUCAUGGAAUCUAAAUUUGGAAUCUCAUAUCCAUUUCCUGGCAGGGGUUUCAACGAGGCGAUCAAUGGGUUUACUGAUGAGGGAUGGUCAGUUAUGGGCAAUGAUGGUGUUGACGAUGUUACAGUUCUUGUGAAUUCAUCGCCUGACAAAUUAAUGGGUCUGAAUCUCUCCUUUGCCAAUGGAUUCCCAUCUGUCAGUAAUACAGUCCUAUGUGCCAAAGCUUCAAUGCUAUUGCAGAAUGUACCUCCUGCCAUUCUGCUAAGAUUCCUACGGGAGCAUAGAUCAGAAUGGGCAGACAACAACAUGGAUGCGUACUCAGCUGCUGCCAUUAAAGUUGGUCCUUGUAGCUUGUCAGGAUCUCGAGUUGGAAAUUUUGGGGGUCAAGUUAUUCACCCUUUAGCCCACACUAUCGAGCAUGAGGAGUUUCUGGAAGUCAUUAAAUUGGAAGGAAUUGCUAAUUCUCCUGAAGAAACAAUAAUGCCCAGAGAAAUGUUUCUUUUGCAACUCUGCAGUGGAAUGGAUGAAAAUGCUGUUGGAACCUGUGCUGAACUUAUAUUUGCUCCAAUUGAUGCAUCCUUUGCUGAUGAUGCCCCCCUUCUGCCUUCUGGAUUUCGCAUAAUUCCUCUUGAUUCUGGAAAGGAAGCAUCCAACCCAAAUCGCACCCUUGACCUGGCAUCUGCCCUUGACAUUGGCCCUGCUGGAAACAGAACAUCAAAUGAUUAUUCUGGAAAUUCUGGCUGUAUGAGAUCUGUGAUGACAAUAGCAUUUGAAUUUGCAUUUGAAAGUCAUAUGCAAGAACAUGUUGCAACCAUGGCACGACAAUAUGUUCGUAGCAUUAUAUCAUCUGUCCAAAGGGUAGCAUUAGCUCUUUCACCUUCUCAUUUGAGUUCACAAGCUGGGCUUAGAACACCACUGGGUACUCCUGAAGCUCAAACACUUGCUCGUUGGAUCUGCAAUAGUUAUAGGUGCUACUUGGGUGUUGAGCUACUUAAAUCUAAUAAUGAGGGGAACGAAUCUUUGCUGAAGUCCUUGUGGCAUCACUCAGAUGCAAUAUUGUGCUGCACUCUAAAGGCGUUGCCAGUAUUCACUUUCGCAAACCAGGCAGGGCUUGACAUGCUGGAGACUACCUUAGUUGCUCUACAAGAUAUAACGUUAGAGAAAAUAUUUGAUGAUCAUGGUCGAAAGAUUCUGUGCUCAGAGUUUCCCCAAAUUAUUCAACAGGGUUUUGCUUGCCUUCAAGGUGGUAUUUGUCUCUCAAGCAUGGGGCGACCUAUCUCAUAUGAAAGAGUAGUGGCUUGGAAAGUGCUGAACGAAGAAGAGAAUGCUCAUUGUAUUAGCUUUAUGUUUAUGAACUGGUCUUUUGUUUGAUAUGAUAUAAUUAGAUAAUAGGAAUCGAAGUGUUAAAGAUGAAGCACAGUUUCUUAAGACUUGUUUUGUUGCUUGGUGUUUUGAUGUAUUUUCUGCGAAGACUGGAUUGCAUGAAAAGACGAGUAAUGUGUUAGCCUAUGUCGCAUAUUUCCUCAUUCAGCUCCGUUAUGUAUAAAUUGUCGUUCUUACUAUGUUUUACACUGACUUACACACUGAUGUUCGAAGAAAUUUUUAUUC
Messenger RNA from Abrus precatorius (Indian licorice), 3521 nucleotides. RefSeq names its product homeobox-leucine zipper protein ATHB-15. Bases 690 to 3284 code for a protein of 864 amino acids. The record is from RefSeq and is a predicted model, not a curated record. Gene Ontology annotation, molecular function: DNA-binding transcription factor activity; DNA binding; lipid binding. The transcript is spliced from 18 exons. Lineage: Eukaryota; Viridiplantae; Streptophyta; Magnoliopsida; Fabales; Fabaceae.